CACAGUUUUCCCAGCGGUCCGUGAAGGCAGCGGGAGUAGCGGCAGUCUAACGUGAGUCCGCUUCCUCGCAUCUGCAGCUCCGCGGGGUCCGAACAGUGAUCGCUCCGUGGUGUCCUCACCGUCACAGGCUCCUCCUGCGGUCGUUCCUCUGGGUGAAGUCAGAGGACAAACAUGGGAACUUCUUCUCCCGACAGCUCGUAGGGAAAGUGAAAGCAGCAGAGUCCUGGGCUGAUGGCUCUGCAGCAGAGAUGCUCUGGAUGUCAUGACCGCUCUCAUCUGGAUGUUCACCUGGCUGCCUCAGGUCCUGCCAGCGAUGACUGAACUCCCCUCGCCUGUCAAACUGACCCUGAACUCAAGUAACUUCAUUCAUCUGCUCAAAUGGGAACCUGGACCAGGAACACCUGGAGGAGUUCACUACAGCGUGCACGCCGUGUGCACAAACACAGGAACCACCUGGCUGCCAGUGGACGGCUGCCAGCGUGUCCAACACCCGCUGGUCUGCAACCUGACAGAAACCUUCUCUGACCGAUCUGGGACCUACGGUACCACAGUUACAGCCCGGCUGGGAGGACGGACUUCCAAUUCCAGCACCUACAACGACUUUCAGCCCAUCAGAGACACUCACCUGGACCUGCCGCUGCUCUCUGUGACGCCCUGCGAUGAAUACCUGUGUGUGGACCUUUGGUCUCCUGUCGAGCACCUCAGAGAGUUCUACAACACUCUGAAAUACGAACUCAGGCUCCAGUACAACGGAGGGGAAAAAAAGAAGAACACUUACUCUCUGGAAAGAGUGACGCUUUCGGAGUAUGUGCUGCCUGGAAAAAAUUACUGUGUCUCCGUCUGCUUCCUAGACAACGUGCGGAACAAGUCCAACUACAGCCGGCCGGUCUGUUACUUCAGCCCGAGCCUCUUUAACAAAGACGCGCUGAUCUCCACCCUGCUGUGUUCGCUGGUGGUGGCCGGUGUGGUCAUCGUGGUUCUGCUGUUCUCUGCUGGUUACAUCUGUCUGAGGAGGAAAUCUCUGCCGCGCGUCCUGACGUCCAUCCAUCACCUGGACGAGGUUCUGGUCGUCUCUCCACGCAGCACGUCCCUGUCGUCCCUCCUGAACCUCAAACCAACACCGCCCUCUUCUGGUGAGGACGGGAGCAAACAGACUGUGUCAGACGACAGUGACGAGGAGAGCGAGACGGAGAGCAGCGGCGGAGGAGGUUAUAAACUGCGGGUGGGCACCAACCUCGUCUCUUCCUCCUCUUCGUCUUCAUCCUGUUUGGCGGCUCCUUUGCCUCCAGCGCCUGAACCGACGUCGGGCUUCUCCUCAAACCAAACGUCAGAAUCCCCGACGCACACAUCGUCACACUCUGAGCCUCAGCCAGAGUGUGUUUCUGAUCCUCCUGCAGACAGUUCGACUGGAGGAGGGAGCGAGCCAAAGAAAAAGGAGGAGAAGGAAGAAGAGGAGGGUCAGGAUGUCAACCUCCUCACGUUAACGUUUGGCAGACAGGAUGAGGAGGAGGAGGGUCAGGAUGUCAACCUCCUCACGUUAACGUUUGGCAGACAUGAUGAGGAGGAGGAAGAGGAGGAAGAGGAAUUACACGAUGAGAUUUCUGCAAUCCUGCCAGCACAAACACAGGACGCUGAGCAGGAAGUUGCAUUAAAAUCCUGCGCUGCCGACGAGGAGGAGGACGAAGAAGAGGAGGACAAAGAAGAUGAAGAAGAUGACUGUGGAUACAUGAGGCGUCCACCUCCACUUGUCUUACAGAACUUGAGGAAGAUGAGGCUGUGGAUUCUUCUUCUCCUUCUUCUUCUGCAGUCGCACCUUGCUAUCAGCGUUUCCCUCCCAGCUCCAUCCAAUGUCUCCAUCUCCUCCAUCAACAUGGAGCACACGCUCAGCUUCCUGCCCGGCGCCGACUCCCCUGACAGCAGCCGCUUCGAGGUCCAGGUCGUCCGUCUCAGGUACUCGAGUCAGAGAGCAGAAAAGUCGUGGACAGCGGUGGCCGCCUGUUCGGCGCUGAAGGCCGGACAGACGUGUAAUCUGACGCAAGUGUUCAAAAAGCCGCUGGAACAGUACAGAGCCAGAGUCCGGGCCUUCACAGCCGGACAGACGUCCAGCUGGACCGUGUCGGUGGCGUUCCAACCUCUAUCAGACACUGUGUUGGGACCUCCUGACGUGGUCGUGUCCGGCUGUGGGAACUGUUUGCUGCUGCAGGUCCGUCCUCCUUCAUCGGUCGGGAUGCUGUCGACGGACCUCUACAUGGACCUGGUCCUCAAUGUGAAGAGGACCAGGGAUGGUGCUCAGUUCAUCCUGACUCGGCCGUACAAGGAAGAGAUGGAGAUCUCGUACCUGCAGCGAGGCGUGGAGUACUGCGUGACCGUGACUGUGAAAACGCUCUUCAACGACAACUCAGUGCCCAGCGACGCCCACUGCGCCUUCACCAGCCCGCCGCCAUCGCACUCACUGUCUGUGGUCUACGGCCUGCUGGGGGCCUUCUGCGCUCUGCUCCUCCUCAUCGGAUCGGUCGCCUGCAGCGGUCAGCUGAGCGUCAGAUUACUGCGACGACGCCUCCCGACAUCGCUGUCGUACUUUCUCCUCAAAGUCCAGGAUGUUGGAGCUGCACCACCUGAACUCUCAGGUGACACCUCGGACACGCCGCUGCAUAAAGAAGGUUCUGCUGACUGUCUUCUGCCGGACCACCGGCCGGUCCAAACACUGAGGAGCAGCUCAGAAUACUAUGUCGAGAAAAUCCUCCUCAGUCCGGCCCUGCUGCAGGUGUCUGCGCACUUGUCACCUGAAGCUGCGCAACACCAACGUAACUGUGAACUCUCGCGACAUUUCACAGACAGGCUCAGAUGGGUGACGUUUCUAAUAACUGACGCUGAUUGGCUGUUUUCCUCGAAGCGGCAGACGUUUCUGUGCGGGGACAAGGUUUCGUUUCCUCGGGCUUCCCCCCGCCUUCUGUGCGCGAGCCUUACCAGGAAAUACACUGUUUAUAAUGAAACACACACUCACACACCUGCACACACACACACACACACACACACACACUACCCAGCUGGACUACAGAACACGGUGACUGAAGAAGAGUUCGGCAACAUGUCAGCCCGAGUGUGUGUCUUCAUCCUGACGCUCUCAACACUACAUGGACCCAGAGCGGUGUCAGGAGUCCUCAGUGGACCCACAAACGUCAGCCUGACCUCCUACAACAUGAACCUGGUGCUGAGGUGGGAUCCACCUGAAGGAGCAGCCGAUGGCCUGGUCUACACAUCAGAGUACAAGAGCCAAUUCAUAAUCUACAGAACCAGUUGUACGAACUCCUCGGAACUCCAGUGUGACUUCAGCCGCCAACUGGGCUCCUCCAUCCCCGUGUACGGGAAGUUUACCGGCAGAGUGCAAGCGCAGCUCGGGGCAGAGAGCUCCAACUGGGUGGAGAGCAAAGAGUUGAGCCUGGAGAGAGACACUGUCAUCGGUCCUCCCGGCGUCUCUCUCAUCUCCACCGAGGAUACGAUAGAAGUCAGCAUUACAGAUCCGGUGUUUGCUCGCUCCACACUUAAGGAGGCUUAUGGUGCUUCAUCUGUCACCUACAACAUCACCCACUGGAAGGAAGGCCACGAGAAGCAGGCCGUCAGCCACAGCAACUUACAGCAGAACCGGUUUGUUCUGGAUAACCUGGAGUGCUGGACCUCGUACUGCGUCCAGGUCCACGUCAGCGCCAAGAUGAACCCCAAACCAGGCGAGCCCAGCACGCCGGUCUGUGAACGCACCACCUGCAAACCUGGGGUUCCGUGGGUGGCAGCAGUGGUGACGUUCUUGGUCAUUACCGUGGUGGUGGCGGCGGUGGUGCUGGCGGUGGUGUAUCAGAAACAUAUAUCCAACUUUCUGUGUCCGAAAGAUUCACUGCCACAGCGCUUCAAAGAGGCUCCCAAGUCAUCCAUGUACAUGGCCAUGCGUGACUCCCACCCGCCCGAGGAGCACUAUGACCCUGUCAGCAUCGUUGCAGAUGACAAGAGUGUGGAGGAAGGGCGCCCUCUGCAGGACAUGGGGCCAAGCUGCAGCCUCGACAGCAGGGAGAGCUAGAGGAGACUGAGAGGCUGAAAAUACACAAAAGCAAUGAAGAAGAGCUGAUGACAGGGACCGUUAUCAACCAGGCAGACCUGACACACGUCGGCAAAACAGUGGAGUCAUCCAUUACUGGUUUAUUUCAGUGUUUUAAGGCAACAAACUCUGCAGUAGCUUCAUAUCAUCCCUCAGCAGAGCAGGUGUUAAUGUGAAGCGACUGGACAGCAGAGAUGUUGGAGGCACACCGACACCUCAUCCCAGUGAAGUUGUUUUUGUGCUGUGCCGUUCUGAUGAUCCUCACAGUGUCACCAGAGUGUAACUGAAGGACCGGAGCCGCCCACACUUGUGCUGGAAGACGUCCGUCCACCGUGGUCGACUCUGCUAUGGAUGUAGAAUCUGCCACCAAAUGGUCACAUUUCCUUCCUGACUUAUCUUUGCCUCAUUGGUGAAAUAUGAAGGUUUUCUUAAUUAAGUUAAAUUCAGAAUGCAGUGACGAUGAUUCAGAGAAGCUACAAGUCAAAGUGUGAAACAAUGUGCAGCUCAGACAUUUAUGUGUUCAUGUUCACUCAGUUAAACGUAAAUAAAGACGUUGUUUUAACGUG
This is a messenger RNA of Acanthopagrus latus (yellowfin seabream), 4653 nucleotides long. It is a transcript of the gene crfb2, whose product is annotated as cytokine receptor family member b2. NCBI's taxonomy places the organism in Eukaryota, Metazoa, Chordata, Actinopteri, Spariformes, Sparidae. Gene Ontology annotation, molecular function: protein binding. The record is from RefSeq and is a predicted model, not a curated record. Bases 263 to 4069 code for a protein of 1268 amino acids. The transcript has 23 exons.